Molecule: messenger RNA, 1142 nt
Organism: Tarenaya hassleriana
Lineage: Eukaryota; Viridiplantae; Streptophyta; Magnoliopsida; Brassicales; Cleomaceae
Product: plant cysteine oxidase 3
Exons: 5
Coding region: 113-952 (279 amino acids)
Molecular function (GO): oxidoreductase activity, acting on single donors with incorporation of molecular oxygen, incorporation of two atoms of oxygen
Source: RefSeq, a predicted model, not a curated record
GAUUGAAAGGCCAGUCUCUCUUCCUCCUCGCAGCUUUUAGCCUUUUACCAGUCCACGACACACUCUUGUGAAAAUUCAAUCAAAUCAAGCUACCCGACAGAUUUUCACGAAAAUGUUGUCGAAAUUGUACAAAGCAGGCGAAAAGGCCUUGGCUUAUCUCCUGCACAGCAAGCAGAUUCACAUGGCGUCGAAGAAUUCGGACACUUCUCCCAAAGUUCAGGAGCUUUACGAACUAUGCAACGCGACUCUAACAGGCACAUCUCCUCCUGCUUCCAUGGCUGUCCAGAAAAUCUCCUCCUUACUGGACACGGUAAGUCCUGUCGAUGUAGGGAUCGAAGAGGAAGUACCGGACGAUGAUCGAGGUUAUGGAGUUUCCGGGCUUAACCGUUUUAAUAGAGUUGGGCGAUGGGCACAGCCGAUAACAUUCGUAGACGUACAUGAAUGCGAUAGUUUCACUAUGUGUAUUUUCUGCUUCCCGACUUCAUCGGUGAUUCCAUUGCACGACCAUCCGGAGAUGACAGUGUUCAGCAAAGUGCUAUAUGGGUCCCUUCACGUCAAAGCAUACGACUGGGUCGACCCUCCCUUUUUCAGACAAAACACUGCUCCCGGUCUCCCUCUAGCAAGAUUGGCAAGGUUAUCGACGGAUAGAGUCCUAACCCCGCAGUCGGGGACAGCGGUUUUGUAUCCGAAGAGUGGCGGAAACCUACACUGUUUCACAGCACUGUCUCCAUGCGCAGUGCUCGAUGUUCUCACCCCGCCUUACCAAGAAAACGCAGGCAGAAUCUGCAGCUAUUACGUGGACUACCCGUUUUCCGCCUUCUCAUCCGAUGAAGGGCCGGAGGUCGUGGACGACGGGAAGGAGGACGACUAUGCGUGGCUCGUGCAGGUCGAGACGCCUGACGAUCUCUACAUGCGUCCCGGAACAUAUGUUGGUCCAAAGAUCAAGGUUUAGAAUCAGAACCGUCGAUCUUUCGGGUACGUUAUCGCGUCAAGUUAGGAUCAUACUGUAUCAAAGAUGCAUCAUUUUCUUGUAGAAUCUGUCGGAAAAGACAACUUUCACAGUAUAUAAAUCCGAGAUGCCCAAAAAAAAUACUUUCUUUCGGUUUCGUUGGCGAUCGAUAGAGCCGAAAUUUUUUUACCAA